Molecule: messenger RNA, 2004 nt
Organism: Lathyrus sativus (Indian pea)
Lineage: Eukaryota; Viridiplantae; Streptophyta; Magnoliopsida; Fabales; Fabaceae
Source: the annotation of a GenBank genome assembly
AUGCCAAGCUCUAUAAAUAAGAUGAGGGACUUCAUCAGUUGGAUCAUUUGGGGUCAAGAUGGUGGAUCUUCUACAUUUUUGAGUCGUUCUAUUGAUCUUGCAUUUAUCCUUUUCAAGCAUGACCAAUAUUGUGCUGCUGAGCAAUUGCUUAUGAUGGCGGAAGCACAUUUGCUAAAGGAGAAAACAUCCCAAAGUGUUCAAGAUGCUGAUGAUGGAUGGUGCAUACGUCAUCAUCUUCUAGGAUGUUGCCUACUUGCACAGGUGCAGUAUGGAUUGCAUGCAGCACAGAAGGACAAAAAAAUUUCAGAUGCCAUUCGCUGUUUCUUUAGGUCUGCAUCUGGAAAUGGUGCAUCCGGGGCUCUUCAGAGUUUAUCUGUCGACGUAGGAAUUCCGCAUCUUGGUUUUAGCGGUUGUACAUCAAUUGCGGCGUGGAAGCUUCAAUACUAUCAAUGGGCAAUGCAGUUAUUUGAACGUUAUAACAUCAGUGAAGGUGCUUGCCAGUUUGCUCUUGCUGCACUUGAGCAAGUUGAUGAGGCUCUGCAUAUGAAAGAAGAAAAGUGCACGGACAACUCUGCUAACGAAUCAGUGACAACCAUCAAGGGACGAUUAUGGGCUAAUGUUUUCAUAUUUGCAUUAGAUCUUGGACGGUAUUAUGAUGCAUACUGUGCAAUAAUUUCAAAUCCAGAUGAGGAGAGCAAAUACAUCUGUUUGAGGUGUUUUAUAAUUGUUCUUUAUGAGCAAGGGGCUAUAAAGAUUCUUUGCAGCAACAAACUUCCCCUUAUUGGUUUAGUAGAAAAAGUAGAACAAGAGCUGGCUUGGAAGGCUGAACGAUCAGAUAUUUCUGCUAAGCCAAACUUGUAUAAGUUGCUCUAUGCAUUUCAAUUACAUCAGCAUAAUUGGCGACGGGAAGCAAACUACAUAUACAUGUAUUCUGCUCGUUUGAAAACUGAAGCAGCUUUGAAAGAUAACCAAGGAAGCUCCAUGAUGUUGCAAGAGAGGCUGAAUGCAGUUUCUGCUGCAGUCAAUGCAUUACAUCUUGUUCAUCCUGCAUAUGCAUGGAUUGAUUCGUUGACUGACCGGAAUUCUCUUACUAAUGAAUGUUAUCCAACCGAUAAUGAGGCUGAGACUCAAAAGGGGCAAUCUGCUAUUGAUAUUGAAAAACUUGAGAACGAGUUUGUGCUAACUUCUGAAGAGUAUAUGCUGUCACUAGUAAAUGUCAAGUGGACUUUUUUUGGAAAACCUGGUGCACUAUCAGAUUUGGUUGAUCUCCUUGUCCAAAACAAUUUAUAUGAUAUGGCCUUUACAAUCCUUCUCAGAUUUUUCAAGGGUUCCGGACUGAAGAGGGAAUUGGAAAGAGUUUUAUCUGAAAUGGCAAUAAAAUGCUGUCUUGAUAAAGUAGAAUCCACUUGGAUUGAGGAACAUGGUCAUUUGUUAACAUCAUCAAAGCUCGAGAUGGUUGUCCAUGGUUCACUGGUUACAGUUCCUACAGCUCCACAAAUUGACAGAAAUAGUCGUUGGGCAACUCUCAAGCUUUACAUUGAGAAGUAUAAGGACUUUCACGGUAGGUUGCCAGUUAUUGUUGCUGGAACUCUUCUUCGAGCAGAUCCUAAGAUCGAAUUGCCUCUUUGGCUUGUUCAAUUGUUCAAGGAGGGUCAAAAGGAAAGGAUGUGGGGGAUGACCGGCCGAGAAUCAAAUCCUGCAUCUUUGUUUCAGCUUUAUGUCAACUACGGUCGAUAUGCAGAAGCCACUUAUCUUUUACUCGAGUACAUAGAAUCAUUUGCUUCAAUGAGGCCGGCAGAUAUAGUUAAAAGGAAGAAACCAUUUGCUCUUUGGUUCCCGUACACAACUAUUGAGCAGCUACUGUACCAACUUGAAGAAUCAAUCAGAAUGGGUCACAUGGUAGAUCACUGUGACAAACUCAAAAAGAUGUUACAUGGUUCUUUGCUGAAUCAUCUGAAGAUAUUGAAGGUUGACUCAGAUGAUACAAUAUCUGCAACUUCUUGA